AUGAAUUCAGAAUUAGGAUCUAUUUCAGAACGGGCUCCUUUAAAGACUUAACCAACAAUUCCAAAACAACCUCAACGACCUGCUUUUUUAAAAACAGUUAAUUUGAAAACUUUGUAAAAUCAGAAAUUAUUUUCUUUUCAAAAUAAAAUCUGGAAAGAUAAAGCAUUAUUAGUUUUAAUAUAAGUGCUUCGAUUUAUUUCUUUAAUAACUCGUAGUCCUUUUGCAUCUAAAUUUUCAUUGUUAGAUGGAAACAUGUUCAAGAUCAUUGGAGACAAAGCUUCAGAUUUUAAUUAUUACUUAUUGCAUGAUUUCUUCAAAUACAUGGUAGUAUAAUUAAUUUAAAUAAGAAACCUUAACCAUCAUCAAGGUUGAAGUACUUCAUAUAAAAAAACCUAUAUAAAUGCUGCUAAAUGAAAGGUGUCUUAGAUUCUUUAAUUAAUUUGAAGAUAAUUAUAGAGCCAGAAUCAAUAUUUCUUAUAGUUUGGAAUAUAAUUCAGCUUUUUGUUAUAAAUAUCAAUAUUUUAUAUAUUACAGUGAAAUUUUCAUUUGAUUUUGAAAAUUAUCCUCCUGAGCAAUUUUAGUUAUGUGAAAUUUAUCUAUUAAAAGUUCCUUAUUACUUAUAUUUAUUUGAUAUUGUUAUGAAAUUGAAUACUUGCUAUUAUGAAUCUGGAUAUCUUGUAAGAGACAGGAAUAAAAUUUUAGAUAACUUCUAUAAAAACUGUAAAUUAAUCAUUAAAAUUAGAUUUUCCUAUAAAUCUUCUGAUUAUUGUUCCAGUAACUCUAUAUUUCAUUGGUUUAACUGAAGUUCCUUUGUAUUUAUUUUUGAUAAUGAAAUCUAUAUAAAUUCCAGAAAUAAUGGAAUCUAUAAUAGAUAGGAUGGAGUUAACUACAAAUUAUUGGGUAACAUAUGAUUUACUUCGAUUAAUCUAUGUAAUAUUGUAUUAAUCACAUAUCUGUUGUUGUGGAUUAUAUUAUGUAGGAUUAUUAGAUAAAGAAACAUCAUGGCUAUUAUCAAAUAAUUUAUUACAAGAAACAUGGAUUAUUAAAUAUGUACAUUUUUAAUUUCAAAAUUAGUUUAAUACAUAUUAUUGGAGUAUUGUUACUAUGACAACUAUAGGAUAUGGAGAUGUAACACCUUAAAAUUUAAUAGAAAGAGUUUAUCUAAUUUUUGUUGCAAUUGUUUCAUGUUGUACAUUUGGUUAUUCAAUAAAUUGUAUUGGUUAAAUACUUGGACAAUUAUAAUCUAAAAAUCAUCAAAUAAGAGUUGAUUUAAAUGAUUUAAAGUAAUUUCUCAGAAUAAGAGGUUAUAAUAAUAAAUUAUAAAUUAAAAUUUUAAGAUUUUUUGAAUUUUUAUGGAAAGAUUAAAGAAACGAAAAUAAGUUAGAUUUAAAAAAAUUUAAUUAAUAGCUUCCAUCUCAUCUUUAUAAUGUACUAUAAUCUUUUUAAUUUAUAGGAAAUGAUGAUAGAUUUAAAUAUGAAAAGUAUCUCAAAGAUUCCUUUUUUUAAGGAUAACUUUAAUGAAGAUUUUAUAUCAGCAUUAGCUUCUAAAUUUGUUGAAGAGAAAUUAGUUCCAUUUAAUACAAUAUAUUAAAAAAAUGAUAUUAGCAAUUUUCUAUAUAUAUUAUGUGAUGGUGAAAUAGAAUAUUUUGUAGAACUUCCUGAAGGAUCUGCAAAUAUUUUGAGUAUUUAAACUAUUUCAGGUUAAGAUUAAAUAUUUGGAUAACAAGAAUUUCUUUUGGAUUAAAAUUAUGAUAUUAGUUGUAGAUCACUUACAUCAUCUAGAAUCUUAAAAAUAUCGAAGAGUGAUUUCUAAAACAUUGCAAAAAAAUAUGGUUAUGUAUCAAAUUUUUAUAAUUUUAAAUUAGGAAAAAUAUUGUGAAUUAAAAGAUCUAGUUAAAUUUUCUGGCAGAUAUGAUGAGUUUCAUUUACACUGUAUUGGAUGUAAUAAGUCUACACAUAUGCUUUAUUAAUGUCCAAUGUUAACUGGUUUUCCAAACAAAUCAAAAAUCAUUCUUAAAUGUAGAAAAAACUAAAUUUAAGAAAGAAAAUACAUUAGUAGAAAAAAUAUUAAAAGAAGACUCUCAUCUUUAAUCUUUGAAACUUAAAUAUCUGAUACUGUUUUAUAUUAUUUAUUGCAAGAUCCAAAAUUAUCAUAGUAAAUUAGUUCAAAGUACUUUAUCUAAUCAUUAAAAUAAUAAUAACUCUAAAAGGAUUAAAUUAAAGAUAAUUAAAAGGAUAGUUCUUCUAAAUAAAAUGAAGCUUAAAACGGUAGUUCUAAAAAUAUAUCAAUUUUAAAUAUUUAAGGAAGAAAAUAAUCUCAGUAUAUAAAAAGAAUGACUGGACUUUUUAGUAAAUCUCUAUUAAAUUUUAAAUCACCACAAGAGGAUAAAAUAAAGGCUGCAUUAGAGUCCAUUUAAAAAAAUGUUUCCGGUUUUGAUACAGAACAAAAAACUCCAUUUAUAGGAGAAUGUAUAAAGUUUAGAACUAAUUUGGAAAAAAACUAAGAUGAGAUUCAUCCAACAGAACAUUAAAAAUUAACACAAGAUAUUGCUAAAUCUUUAAAUUUUAAACCUAUAAAUCAAUUCACAAAAUAAUAAUGUGAUUAUUAAGAUCCUAUUACGUUAAGUGAAAUGUAAAUUUCAUCAGAUUCUGAAAUUGAUAACAAUUCAAAAUUGUAAUUGAAAGAGAUAAGUCCAGUCAUAGAUUUUAGAAAUUAAUAAUAUAUGGGAACAUAUAAAGAUAUUUAUGAAGAAUUUGAUAAAUGCUAAAACUUUUAAAAUUAUAUGACUCAUAUGAAUUCUCAUAAAAUUUUAGAUCAAAUAAAUUAAAGCAAAGAUUCCUAGAAUUUCACAGACUUCAUGAUAGUAAAUUUUGUUAGAAAACAUAGAUCAAAAAGAGCAAAAUUAAUAAUUAAAGUUGAUGAUUGA
Molecule: messenger RNA, 2927 nt
Organism: Paramecium sonneborni
Lineage: Eukaryota; Ciliophora; Oligohymenophorea; Peniculida; Parameciidae
Source: the annotation of a GenBank genome assembly